This is a messenger RNA of Protopterus annectens (West African lungfish), 1443 nucleotides long. RefSeq names its product annexin A1-like. Bases 230 to 1246 code for a protein of 338 amino acids. Gene Ontology annotation, biological process: arachidonate secretion; insulin secretion; cellular response to vascular endothelial growth factor stimulus. Gene Ontology annotation, cellular component: plasma membrane; cytoplasm. The transcript is spliced from 13 exons. The record is from RefSeq and is a predicted model, not a curated record. Gene Ontology annotation, molecular function: calcium ion binding; cadherin binding involved in cell-cell adhesion; phospholipase A2 inhibitor activity. Lineage: Eukaryota; Metazoa; Chordata; Ceratodontiformes; Protopteridae.
CUAGGUGUGGUAUACACCACCCACAACUGUAAUAAGUAGAAGUGCAGGAGAAAACCAGGAGAAAUCUGUUUUGGACGGAUACACAGAACAUAUAACCACAGCCAUUAAUAUUCUACUUCAAUAGAUACAGUGGUUCUUGCAAAUUGUGCAGUAUAGCUGAACGUAUUAUCGCAAGUACAGAAAUAAUAAAACAGACAUAUUUCUGUUUAUUUUAGACACCGGGUUGAAAAUGAGUCUUCUAGAUGACUAUAUGUCUCGAACUAAUGAGUGGGAAAAACAACGCUACCACCUACAUGGACCACAACUUCAACCACAUCCUAACUUUAGUCCAAGUGCUGAUGUUGCUGCACUGGAAGCAGCCAUUAAAGCAAAAGGUGUUGAUGAACACGGUAUAACGAAGAUUUUGGUAUAUCGCACCAAUGCUCAGCGCCAAGAGAUCAAAUCUGCAUACCAAAAGAAGACAGGCAGGGAAUUAUGUGAUGACUUAAAAAAAGCCUGCUCUGGACAGUAUGAAGAAAUUGUUCUAGGAUUGCUGGACACUCCAGCCAAGUAUGAUGCCCAUCAACUCUAUCGUGCCAUGAAGGGUCUUGGCACUGAUGAGGCCUGUCUUACAGAAAUUCUUGUAUCAAGGAAUAAUGAUCAGAUUUGUGCGUUGAAGAAGGCAUUCAAAGAAGAGUAUAAAUGUGACCUCAUAGAUGCCAUUAGAUCUGAUACAUCAGGAGAUUAUUGCAAAGUAUUAGAAGCCCUCCUUAAGGGUGAAAGAGCUGAAGAUGUCCAGGUGAAUGAUGAGCUUGUUGAUGCAGAUGCCAGGGCUUUGUAUGAAGCUGGUGAGAGAAUUAAGGGGACAAAGACAAGUGUUUUCAUAGAAAUAUUAAUAAAAAGAAGUUUCCCACAUAUUCUCAGAGUGAUGCAAAAUUACAAGAAAUUCAGCAAAAAUGACUUGAGCAAAGCAGUGGAUCUUGAGAUGAAGGGAGACAUUGAACGCUGUUUGCUUGACAUCUUGAAGGUUGCAAUGGGUAAGGCCGAUUACUUUGCUGAGAAGUUCUACUUAGCUAUGAAGGGAAGUGGAACAAAAUGCAAGGAGCUGAAUCGUCUACUUCUUUCAAACAGUGAAGGUAACAUGAAGGGAAUCAAGGCAGCUUAUAAGCGAAGGUAUGGCAGAAGUCUUAACGUCGAUCUGAUGGCUGAAAAACUUGGUCAAGAUUAUGAAGAAAUUGUAUUGGCCCUUUGUGGGCCAGACAACUAAAUGUGUUUCACAACAUUUCUGUUCUGGAAUGUAUCUUCUGAUAUUAAAUGAGUUUCUGUCAAAAAUACAAAAGUAAAUUUGCAAUUAUUUUUCAUUUAUUCUGUGAUUAAUGUAUGCUUAUACUGUUAUUCUGUAGAAGUAAAUGUUACAGUUAAAAAACUUGAAAAGACAGAAAUAAAAAACAAUUUCUCUUAAAA